CAGCCUAUUCCUUACCGCAGAUUGUGUAUUCCAACAGGCCUGGAACUAUAUCUAGUUACUUGAGAAAUGCUGCUCUGUAUUGUUGCAUAACUGCGUGAGCUCGUAUCACAUACUAUCAAAACACGGUCAUCGUAAGGAAGUAUCGUAAGAGAACUGUAGAAAUUCCUACUUACAGAAACAUGGAAUUGCCAACACCGCUAACAGUGACUGUAACCCAUAAAUAAACUGACGAUCAGGAGCUUACAGCAACGCCUUGGAAUCAUAUUCCUUUCACGCAGCUCGUAUAGACUGUCCAGAGGUCAAGAGAGCAAGCUUGGCUUGCUUGUGGCACAGCCGUGCUUUCGUGACUGGUUCACCACAAACGAAAUUCAACCGGAAGAACCAUGGAAGUGUGCAGCAUUAACGAUGUCAAAAUAUAUAACCUGGCAGCCGGUAAGAGCCUACCAGAUUGGUUGUCGGAUCGCAAGAAACGCGCCCUAACCCAGAACGACUCGAAAGUUCGGCACAGAAUCGAACUGAUUCAGGAGUUCGAAAUGCCAGCUGUUACAACUCACCUACGGGUCACUCCAGAUCAGGAGUAUAUCGUUGCAUGCGGAGUAUACAAGCCUCGACUCAGAUGUUUUGAAGUAUCUCAGCUGAGCAUGAAGUUUGAGCGGUGCUUCGAUUAUGAGGUGGUGGCCGUAGAGGUUUUGGCUGAAGAUUAUUCAAAAAUGGUAUUCCUCAGUUCGGAGCGCUACGUCGAGUUUCACGCACGUUACGGCAGGUAUCAUCGGAUACGAAUUCCGCGCAGUGGUCGUGACUUGAAAUACCUCCAGCAAUCCGCUGAACUUCUGUUUGCUGGUGAUAGUCCCGAGGUGUACCGAUUAAACCUUGAGCAAGGUCAGUUCUUUAAAGCGUACGAAAGUCAAGCAGCAGCUGUUAAUUGCCUACAAAUUCAAACAGACCACAAUCUAAUUCUAAUGGGAACAAGCGAUGGCACUGUGGAAGCGUGGGAUCCUCGCUGCAGAGAAAAUAUUGGUAUUCUUCCUGCGGGUGACGAAGUUUUUACUGAAGACCUAAAAAAUAUUCCUGGCAUCACAAAGAUAUCAUUCAGGGAUCCUUUGACUAUUGGAGUAGGCACCACAUCGGGACACGUUUUACUGUAUGACAUUCGUUCAGACAAAUCAUUUCUUCGAAAGGAUCAUAUGUACUCAAUGCCAAUUAGAAGCCUGGAUUUCCACAAUGACAAACGAAUCAUUGCAAGCGAUGCCAAAGCGGUGAAAAUCUAUGGGGAAGACGGCAGGAUCUUUACGAGCAUUACAACAGCGCACGAUAUCAACGACGUUAAAGUGUUCGGUCGGUCAGGCUUGAUUUUCAUUGCAACAGAAUCGCCCAAAAUUCAGCCAUAUUACAUUCCUGCUCUAGGAACAGCUCCACGCUGGUGCAGUUUCCUCGACAACAUCACUGAAGAGCUUGAAGAAAGCAAUCAAGACACCGUCUAUGACGAUUACCGUUUCAUCACAAACAAGGAAUUAGAGGAGCUCAAUUUGACGAAUUUGGUUGGUACGAGCAUGCUACGAGCGUACAUGCAUGGCUACUUUAUAGACACUAGACUGUACUAUAAGGCGAAGGAGCUCAGUCAACCAUUCGCUUAUGAAGAAUACAAGAAGAAGAAGAUCAAAGAAAGGCUAAACUCCACGCGCGUAGACCGCGUUCCAGACAAACGAACUAUGGACCUCCCGGCUGUGAAUAAACGCGUUGCGCAGAGACUCCUGGAGAAGGAACAGGAACUUAAGGAGAGCAAUGAUAAGAAAAAAAUGAAGAAAUUCAACAACCCGAUGAAGGAUCCAAGGUUUUCUGCCAUGUUCUCUAACCCCGAGUUCGAGGUUGAUGAGGAAACUGAGGACUAUAAUAGACUGAGAAGUGUUAUUGCGAUCUUGCAGAAGCCUAAAAAGAUGAAUACUGAAGGUAGAGCUGCCAAUAUGCUGACAUUUCAGGAAGGGGGAAACGAGGAGGAUCGCGAUGAUGAUGAGAACGCCUCUGAUUUCUCCGAUCUUGACGAUUACAAUAACUCGAUCAUUGAUAGCCAUGGGCCAAGUAUUGAACCAGCGCCGCAGAAAAACAAGUCUGAGUCGCUCGAGGACAAGGAUGCCGACGGGUUUUGUAGAAAAAGUGGCGCCGAGGCGUUACACGGAUUCCGUCCAAACACAAAAAAAGUCAAGAAAUCAACAAUAUCCCUCGCUGAGCGACUGGAGUCAGGCAAGGAUACAAAUCUGGUUGAGAUAAGUAGGGGGUUCACAUCAGGUAACCGAAUGAUGACAUACCAAAUUAAGAAAAAGCGAUAUGAAGAUGAAAAUAAGAAGCACGUGGAAGAGCGCAAGCGAUUGCGCCGAUCUACGAAGGGCCUCAAUAUGAAUAAGGUGUAAUUAGAUUGAGUGUACUUAAAGGGUGAUCGGUAGAGAUUGUGAAAAUGGGCGGUAAGGACUAAUUGCUGAGUAUUCUUCAAGUACUAUGUUUAAAAAAUGCUCAGGUGUUUAGAAUGCUGUUGUUAAAUCUGUUAUUAGAUGGGGUGGAAACUUUUGUUAUUAGUUGACUGAAACUGUGAAAGCUAUAACAGUUAAAGAUGUCGCUAUAGUUGUUUUUGGAAGAAAUUUUUGCAUCGUAGUUCAUGCGUGUUUAUAUAUAUUAUGGUACACGCAUGGAUUCACAAGCCAGAUUUUUUCUUUUACGUCAAACAGGUCAAAUAACGCGUGAUUUCAACAAAGAAGGGGAAUGAACAAGUGGAUACAGAUAACGUGUGCUAAUUACUGAACCACAUAAUGCAUUUGAUAUUCAUUACAUGUUCUUUUGG
Molecule: messenger RNA, 2830 nt
Organism: Varroa destructor (honeybee mite)
Lineage: Eukaryota; Metazoa; Arthropoda; Arachnida; Mesostigmata; Varroidae
Gene: l(2)34Fd
Product: nucleolar protein 10 lethal (2) 34Fd
Biological process (GO): maturation of SSU-rRNA from tricistronic rRNA transcript (SSU-rRNA, 5.8S rRNA, LSU-rRNA)
Cellular component (GO): nucleolus; 90S preribosome; nucleus
Molecular function (GO): protein binding
Source: RefSeq, a predicted model, not a curated record